Ostrea edulis (European flat oyster) is the source of this 1389-nucleotide messenger RNA. Its product is annotated as protein FAM72A-like. Gene Ontology annotation, cellular component: cytosol. Bases 221 to 676 code for a protein of 151 amino acids. Lineage: Eukaryota; Metazoa; Mollusca; Bivalvia; Ostreida; Ostreidae. The record is from RefSeq and is a predicted model, not a curated record. The transcript is spliced from 4 exons.
AGACGUCACGAGAUCUCACGAACGAGUACUUGCUUAACUACAAUUUUUGAUUAACCAAUCAAAGAUCGCAACAGUAAAUUGUUUUUAAUUCUAAACCAAUUGAUAACAUCGUGACAAGUGUAAAUACAGACUCCACACGUGUCGUCAGAUCUGUCAGACGCCAUAGAGGAAACAAGGAGAGGAGACUGAAUUUCAACCAUCUGCAGCAGAAGUUAAACAUAUGAAAAUGUCUGACAAAGCAGCUUUGCAUCCACAGUUUCGCUCCAAAGAAGUUUUCUUUCUAGAUUGUCAAAAUUGUGAAAAUACCGUCUGUCGCCGGGCUAUGGAAUCUGUGUUAGUGGCCGAUUCGGAAAUCAAAUUGUUUUCAACCGACUGUCCGGAAAAAAGCGCUGUUGACCUGACGGGUGAGAGGUUGGAGACUGAUACCUGCGAAUGUCAGCUGGAGAAUGUGGCCUGUAUCUGCUGUGGGAGUGUGGUGGGUUACAAUGUGAGGCUUCCCUGUAAAACAUGUUUACAGUCCUGUAACAAUGGACACCUGUGGAUGUUUUACACAGACAAGAUCACACCAUAUGAAAGAUUUGACAAGAAAGGAGAUGAAGUUUUGCUGUGGGGAAACAUUCCUGAAGCUUCUCACGACCAUGCUCUCGAUUUUCUCAUUGAUGAGUGCCUUCGUUAGACCACCAACCUCUCACGACCAUGCUCUCAAUUUUCGCAUUGAUGAGUGCCUUCGUCAGACUGGCCCACAGCUUCGGUCAACUUUGUGAAUAUUUACUGACCUUGUGCAUACGUUACAUUGUUAAUUUAUUAAUUUUACAAGCGCUCAAUCAACUAUAUGCCCUCCAUACUGUUACAAGCUGCAGGAAAUCAAGUGGGUGUUAUGUAUCAAAAGAUUAUUAGAUGAAAUCUGCAGGAUUUAUCUGCCCUUUGAGCUGAGCAGUUUGUGCAAUAUAUUAUAUGUUAACUGCCCUGGUUUGUGUUGACAGGUGAAUAACAAUAGAUGUCAUAAAGCAACUGUAGGAAAAUGUUGAUGUAUGUAUCAUAUACAUGUAUUAACUGUGGUUUGUGUGGAAUGACAAUAGAUUUCAUAUAGCAGCCGUAGUUAAAUGUUGAUAACAUUUAAUGGCUGACAAAAUCUGUGAUAUUGUGAAUAGUUAUCUAUUUGUUUUUGUACUUGUCUACUGGUAGAGAAUUUAUGAUGCUUUAUUUGCUCACGGGAGAUGAGAAAUUAAAGAGUAUUUACUGUGCGGCUUUUCUUAACAUGAUUCCAUUGUAUACUGCAAUAUUUUCUUGUAAUGUUUAAUGAAAUGUACAUUAUAAGUUUAACAUUUUGUUUUGUUGUUGUAGAGCUAUAACAUGUUCAUAGUAUUAAAACAUAAAUUUGAAGAUGGA